GAUAAGGGAGGCGGAGUGUACACCAUGGAGGAGGGGCAACCGCACGGAAGUGACGCGAGAAGCCGCCAUGCCUUUUGAGGGCGGCGACGGCGCCGGGCCGGCCAUGCUGGCUACGGGCACGGCGCGGAUGGCGUCUGGGCGGCCGGAGGAACUGUGGGAUGCGGUCGUGGGGGCCGCCGAGCGCUUCCGGGCCCGUACUGGCACAGAGCUGGUGUUGCUGACUGCAGCGCCACCGCCGCCACCUCGCCCAGGGCCCUGUGCCUAUGCCGCCCAUGGCCGCGGGGCCCUGGCAGAGGCCGCCCGCCGCUGCCUCCACGACAUCGCACAGGCACACAGGGCUGCUACUGCCACCCGGCCUGGCCCCCCACCAGCACCACAGCCGCCCAGCCCUGCUUCUAGCCCUCCACAUCAACCAGCCCUGGCCAAGGAUGAUGAUGAGGAAGAUGAGGACGAGCCCACUGAGACAGAGACCUCUGGGGAGCGGCUGGGCGGUAGUGAUAAUGGAGGACUCUUCAUGAUGGAUGAGGAUGCCACUCUGCAGGACCUGCCCCCCUUCUGCGAGUCAGACCCGGAGAGCACAGAUGACGGCCACCCCCCCGCCGGUCCCCCAGCGUGCCCCAAGCCGCCAGCCUCAGCCCUGCCCACCCAGCAGUACGCUAAGUCUCUACCAGUGUCAGUGCCAGUGUGGGCCUUCAAGGAGAAGAGGACAGAAGCGCGAUCGUCAGAUGAGGAAAACGGCCCGCCCUCUUCGCCCGACCUGGACCGAAUCGCCGCUAGCAUGCGGGCAUUGGUGCUGCGGGAGGCCGAGGACACCCAGGUCUUCGGAGACCUGCCGCGGCCGCGGCUCAACACCAGCGAUUUCCAGAAGCUGAAGCGGAAAUACUGAGCGGCCGGAGAAAGGCCAUUGGGUUUUCGAGCCUUGCUCUGCCCAGCAACAAGACAAUUCUUUACGGGAUUGGCUCGCUCCGGUUUGGAGUAGGGCUAGUUCUAAAACGCUCAGUGGGUCAACUCCAACUCCGUUUCUUGCCUAGCAACAGAAGCUUUACCCGCAUAUCCUGGGCUCCUGCCCAAGAGCGGAGCCCAGCGGCGGGACCAGGUGGUGGCUCCGCCCAAGUCCGGAGAGUCGCAGGCCGCCCUUCUUGAACUCCCCAUCCCAUUGGCCCUGGCCUCCUGGGGGUGUGGCCAAGCCCUCCGGAACCCAGAACUGGUCAGAGGCCUUGAGUUUGUUACACUACUAGGGCUGGGUUUUGUUUUUGUUUUUGCCUGACACUUGUAUCCGGUUCCCCACGGGGAUAGUCGGGGCCUGCUUUUUUGCGUCUGACGCCCCCAUAGGUUCCACCCAACUACUGCCUGUCCAUCAAAGUCUGUCCUGCACCCAGGACGGUACCAGCUUCCUGCCCCCGACCCCCUCUCCCCCACGACCCAAACAGGUGCCUAAAAGGGCCCUCUCCCACCCAUGGGAGGGGGCCCCACUCUCCGGCCCUGGCCCUGGGUGCGGGAGAGUAGGGUGGGGGCCAGGAGUCGGGAGGGGCGCUCUGAGAUUAAAGUUCAACUCUAGUGAGUGUGUGGUA
Molecule: messenger RNA, 1571 nt
Organism: Cricetulus griseus (Chinese hamster)
Lineage: Eukaryota; Metazoa; Chordata; Mammalia; Rodentia; Cricetidae
Source: RefSeq, a predicted model, not a curated record